Molecule: messenger RNA, 2326 nt
Organism: Dunckerocampus dactyliophorus (ringed pipefish)
Lineage: Eukaryota; Metazoa; Chordata; Actinopteri; Syngnathiformes; Syngnathidae
Gene: hgfac
Product: hepatocyte growth factor activator
Exons: 14
Coding region: 346-2124 (592 amino acids)
Biological process (GO): zymogen activation; blood coagulation
Cellular component (GO): extracellular region
Molecular function (GO): serine-type endopeptidase activity
Source: RefSeq, a predicted model, not a curated record
GCGACUAAUAAGAGGAGGACAGACGUCUUCCAGCUGUGCCCUGACUUAGCACUUCCGCUCCAGGCUUUACCCCCCACCUUCCCUCCUCCAUCCCUCCAAUGCAGGUUCGGCUGUCUGCUAGUCGGGUAUGAAAGGAGGGAAAGCCCACCAUUCCACUGGAGGUGUCCAACAGAGACGCACCGGACUGUCUUUUUGUCUUGUAGCUAGCUCACCAGGUUAUAGACAAGCCCGAUGACGCAAGGGCUGCUUGACUCAGGAGGGGACAGGCUAAUACUUGCAAGGAUCCCCUCGCUGGCACUCAUGAAGGCGCGGUGAAGCGUCCCACGCUCGCUGACGUUUGCCGUCAUGAUGCUGAUACUUGUAUGGCUUCUCAGCGCACCAGCGUUUGCACGUGAGACCGUUAUGUCCCGCAGAGACCCAGCACACAGUCCAAAAGUUUUUUUGACCACAUUAGGUAAAGAAUGCAAGUUUCCUUUUCGCCAAGGAGGACGAAUUCAUCAUCACUGCAUCACUGUCCUUGUCUCCCGACCAUGGUGCUCUCUUACGUCUAAUUUUGACCGGGACCGGCAGUGGGGGUACUGCGCCUUGGAGCGACGACAUCCCAAUGGCUCUGUCCACACGUCACGAAGAAUCGCCAAUCCAUGUCGAGAAAAGCCGUGCCGCAACGGAGGCACCUGCAUACCGCACAAGCUAGCGUUUGAGUGCUUGUGUCCUCAGACUUCCUCUGGAAAGAUUUGUGAGCACAAAAAGUGCUAUGAAACCAUACACCUGCACUAUUAUGAAGAGGGAGAGUCAUGGGGUCGUAUUUACCUUCGCAACGUAGAGCAGUGCACAUGCUCCCAUGGCCAAAUCGAGUGCCAGCGAGUUCGUUACACCACGUGUCGCUCCAACCCAUGUCAGAAUGACGGAGCGUGCCGAAUGAUCGUAGCCACCGGCAAGGAAGUAUGUAACUGCCGAAACGGCUACGGCGGACCACACUGUAGCUUUGAGCCAGAUAGCGAGUGUUACAACAGUCGCGGUACAAGCUACAGAGGUGUGGCGUCCACCGCAGCGUCUGGCACCCAAUGUCUACCAUGGAAUUCGGACCUGCUGUUCAACGAACUCCAUGUGGGCACUGUGGUGGCUGCCCCCCUCAGGGGUCUCGGGGAGCACGCGUACUGCAGGAAUCCCGAUGGUGACAAGAUGCCGUGGUGUUACACGCUGAGCAAGGGCGCCAUCUCCUGGGAGUACUGCGCAGUGCCUUCCUGCAAGAUGCCCUUGUCCUCUUCUCGUAGGAUGAUGCUCAACAUGCUACCAGGAGUAGGUAACACUAACCCGUCCAAGGCGGCUACGAAGAAGGCGACGUGCGGUACGAAGCAUAAGAAGAGAGUGUCGAUUGCCAGAGGAAGGAUCAUGGGAGGAAACUCGGCACUUCCUGGUACUCAUCCCUGGAUGGCAGCCAUUUAUAUCGGACAGUCUGACUUCUGCGCUGGAUCCUUGAUCUCUUCCUGCUGGGUCGUCUCUGCGGCACACUGUUUCUUUCGCAACCCCCUGAUGUCCCAGCUUCGAGUGGUCCUGGGCCAGCACCACUUCAACGUGAGCGGCGGGGACACAAGGACGUUUGGAGUGGACAAGUACAUCUUUCCCAAACAGUUCUCCAUGUUUAACCCCACGCUUCACGACAUCGUCUUGAUCAAACUGAAGAAACAAGAUGGCCGCUGCGUCAAGAGGACACCGUUCAUCAGGCCCAUUUGUCUCCCUGACGCAAACGUUUCCUUCCCUGACGAGUACUGCUGCACCAUCAGCGGAUGGGGACACAUGCAUGAGAAGGCAGAUGGUUACUCCAGUCUGCAGGAGGCGGGAGUGAGGCUAAUCCAGCACGACACGUGUAGGAAACCGGAGGUGUACGGCAACCACGUCACCGCCGACAUGAUUUGCGCGGGGCUCAACGGUUGCGUGGAUGCUUGUCAGGGGGACUCCGGGGGUCCACUAGCCUGCUCGAGGAAUGACAUCAGCUUCCUGUACGGGAUCAUCAGCUGGGGGGAGGGCUGCGGACGCUCCGGAAAACCGGGCGUUUACACCAAAGUGGCCAACUAUAUGGACUGGAUCAAUUCCGUCAUCAAACGGAAACCGAAGGCGAUGUGAAAGAACAUUUGCUCUUUUUGCGCUAAUAAUAUUUCAGUUUUUAUACUGUUUUACUUUUUUUUUUAUUGUGAAAGUAAUCAUCUUCAUCGAACUGUGAACAAAAAUGGAGACUGAAUGUUUUUUUGCUCUAAAAGGUACAAUUUUAUUCCUGUGAUAUUACAAGUAUUUCUUAUAAAUCCCAAACUUUAUUCCCAUUAUUAAA